Messenger RNA from Rhinichthys klamathensis goyatoka, 1259 nucleotides. It is a transcript of the gene mc4r, whose product is annotated as melanocortin 4 receptor. Gene Ontology annotation, cellular component: membrane. Gene Ontology annotation, molecular function: melanocyte-stimulating hormone receptor activity. Lineage: Eukaryota; Metazoa; Chordata; Actinopteri; Cypriniformes; Leuciscidae. The record is from RefSeq and is a predicted model, not a curated record. Gene Ontology annotation, biological process: G protein-coupled receptor signaling pathway. The transcript has a single exon. Bases 78 to 1058 code for a protein of 326 amino acids.
UGUUCAAUGUAAACCUAAUGAAUUCAUCAGACUGAAUUAGCUACAGGUCAAAACACUGACCACAGAUAUUCAGGGAAAUGAACACCUCACAUCAUCAUGGACUGCAUCAUUCGUACCGGAAUCACAGCCAGGGAGCUCUGCCGGUGGGAAAGCCUGGUCAGGGUGACAGAGGAUCAGCCUCAGGAUGCUAUGAGCAGCUGCUCAUCUCCACAGAGGUCUUCCUCGCGCUCGGGCUCGUCAGUCUCCUGGAGAACAUUCUGGUGAUUGCGGCUAUUGUCAAGAACAAGAACCUUCAUUCUCCCAUGUAUUUCUUUAUCUGCAGUUUAGCCGUAGCAGACUUGUUGGUCAGUGUCUCCAAUGCUUCAGAAACGGUCGUGAUAGCGCUCAUCACGGGGGGCAACCUGACCAACCGCGAAAGCAUUAUCAAAAACAUGGACAACAUUUUUGACUCAAUGAUCUGCAGCUCGCUGUUAGCCUCCAUUUGGAGUUUGUUGGCCAUCGCAGUGGACCGCUACAUCACGAUCUUCUAUGCCUUGCGCUACCACAACAUCAUGACCCAGCGGCGGGCGGUCACCAUCAUAACCUGCAUCUGGACCUUCUGCACGGUCUCCGGCGUGCUCUUCAUCGUGUACUCGGAGAGCACCACCGUUCUCAUCUGCCUUAUCAGCAUGUUCUUCACCAUGUUGGCCCUCAUGGCCUCGCUCUACGUCCACAUGUUUCUUCUAGCCCGGCUGCACAUGAAGCGCAUUGCUGCCCUCCCUGGCAAUGGCCCUAUCUGGCAGGCAGCAAAUAUGAAGGGGGCCAUCACCAUCACUAUCCUUCUGGGGGUAUUUGUAGUGUGCUGGGCUCCGUUUUUCUUGCACCUCAUCCUCAUGAUCUCCUGCCCCCGGAACCCCUAUUGUGUCUGCUUCAUGUCUCACUUCAACAUGUAUCUGAUCCUCAUUAUGUGCAACUCAGUCAUAGACCCUCUCAUCUAUGCCUUCAGGAGCCAAGAGAUGAGGAAGACCUUCAAGGAAAUCUGCUGCUGCUGGUAUGGACUGACCUCUCUGUGUGCAUAAGGUUUUCUGUUUGACGUUAAUAUACUGAUUGUGAGACGUUGGCUUACAAGAUAGCACAAGACAAUAAAUGGAUGAUGCUGAGAAUGUAGGAGAUCUAAUUACACUGCAUAGCUGUGCACAUUUAUUUGAUGCCCAGAGAAAGCUGAUACUAUGGCUGUGCUGACCAUAAAAACGAAACCUUAUCGAGAUGAGCUCAUUUUA